GUAUCUAACCUCGUAAGCGCGAUAAGUACAAACUAUUAACUUCACGGUUAACAUUUUAAGCGAAAAUCCUGAAUAUUUUGAUAGUGUUCACGUGAAGGAUCUCUGAAAAGUGUAACUCGAACACAACAAAUGACAGACUACGGCCAAGAGACGGGUGGACGAGUGAAGGGCAUAACAAUCAUCAAGCCAAUAGUCUAUGGUAACGUAGCCCGGUACUUUGGCAAGAAAAGAGAAGAAGAUGGACAUACACAUCAAUGGACAGUCUACCUCAAACCUUACAAAAAUGAGGACAUGUCCACGUAUGUGAAGAAAGUUUCUUUCAAGCUGCACGACAGCUACCCAAACUCAACACGAGUUCUAACUAAACCUCCAUAUGAAGUCACUGAGACUGGAUGGGGAGAAUUUGAAAUCAUCAUCAAAAUAUACCUCAAUGAUCCAUCAGAACGACCGGUGACAGUCUACCAUUUAUUAAAGCUGUUCCAAAGUGAGACAGAUAUCAUGCUGGGCAAGAAGUCAUUGGUGUCAGAAUCCUAUGAUGAACUGGUGUUCAAUGACCCCACCUUCAUGAUGCAGCAGCUUUUGAAUGGAACGCGAUCUCUCUCUAUUGGUGCAUACAAACAUGACACAGACUUUGAGGAGAAGAAAGAAAAGUCGCUGGUGAAAAUUGAAAAUGCCAAAAGAAAAAUCCGAUAUGAGAUUGGUGAGCUGACUGAACGACUCAAACAGAAGAAACUGACCAUACAAAAUCUUAAAGAUGAAAUCACAAAGUUAGAUGCACCAAAUGUUGAAACAACUAUGGUAGAAUCCUUAACUUGAUGUGAAAGUACAGUUUUUCAGGGAUUCAUCAUGAAAUGUGUCAGAAAUUGUGUUGUUUCAUUUUAAAGUGCCAUCACUUUUACUUGCAUUAUGCUAUUAAAUAAGUAAAAGGUGAUUGAAUCUGUUCUAGAAAUACUGCACGUUGAUUUAAUUUCAGAUUUUACUAGUAUUAAGUGAGCCUGAACCCAUUUAUUCAUUAACUAUGACUUCUUGUAAGUUCUGUUUGAAUGUUGUGACAGUUCUUCUGAUGUUGGUUGUGUGGAGUACACUUCCAUGUGACAUGUGUGUCUGACCUUGCUUUCAGCUAAGUGCAAAGCAGUGCUCAAGUUGUUGAAGCCAUCAAACAUUGUUCAGAAUAGGAAAGCUGUAAAUAGUUAUGUUCUCCAUUAUACACCCCCUCCUCCUAUGUAAAAUGUUUGAGCCUCCAUUGUUGUGUUAACUGCAUAUCUCCUUUUCUUUUUGAAAUGGAACAUGCCUCAUAUGCUAACAUAAUUGUUAUGAUUUGCAGAAAGCAUGACUCAGUUAUGCUGGUUCAAGGUCCAACUUAAAGGUCUCCCCUAUGGCCUUUUAAGGUUUUCAUGAAACUUGGCUUUAAUAUUUAGUUGAUUGAGACAAUGUGCAGAAGCCAAAAGUCAGUCACACUGGCCUUUAUAUGUUGUGUCUGCGCCCUAUUAUGACAAUAAUGUACACCAAUUAAAUGAUUUUCAUGAAAGUUUGCCAAAGAUGUUUAGAUGUUUGUGCAGAAUGCAUGAGUCAGUUACAUGCAGUCAAUGUCAUACUUUCAUGGAACAAAUGUAUGUGUCAA
Dreissena polymorpha is the source of this 1621-nucleotide messenger RNA. RefSeq names its product YEATS domain-containing protein 4-like. The transcript has 7 exons. The record is from RefSeq and is a predicted model, not a curated record. Lineage: Eukaryota; Metazoa; Mollusca; Bivalvia; Myida; Dreissenidae. Gene Ontology annotation, biological process: regulation of DNA-templated transcription. The coding region runs from base 130 to 816 and encodes 228 amino acids.